CACCGUACUUUUGGAGAUGCCAGUGGCGUGGUGCUGAAAAGGCUUGAGGAAAAUACCCCGCACACGGGAAGAAACGCACACUUCAGGAAUCACGGACACACACCAAGAGCCCGAGCCUGGCUUCAGCAGCAGCGUUGCGGUGUGGGACUUACAAGACAUGAGAACUGAGGUUGGUGUUGUCUGACCUCGCCAAUCAAGCUGGUUUAUAGGAGAAACGAAUUGGACUUGAUCCGGCAAUGUGGUGUUUCGCUGGGGCAAUCAUUGCAGCAGUCUGUGCAUAGGAUGCAUCCUCCCUUGGCUUUUGAUGCUGUGCAGAUCCACCCUCCUCUCCUCAGAGUGAUGAACUAAUAGGCAAUGAUUUUCUCCUCGGAAAUCCGCCGUGUUUUACUGUUUUCACGUUAGUUGUGUUUGUUUACUGGCGGCCCGUCUCCUCCCGGUGCGACACAUGCAAUUUAUAGAGUAUAUUUUCUAUUAUCGACUAGUUGAGGAGGCAUCCUUUAUACGCCAGAAGAAGAAAACACACCAUUAUUACGAAGUCUGACAGAUGCUGAAUAUUUUGCCACGUGAAUGAAAACGCAUAGGACUUGGAUAUACCUAUUUUUCUAUGAUACAAUUGGCAGCCUUGUCCUGGAGAACUGAUCCAAUUGUGUUAUUAUGCAACCGCAAGGAUCUCAUCUAUAUCUGGGUGUUUAAGCCACUGGAUUGCUCUUCGCCCAAAUCAAUGUGGUUUCUUUGGAACAUUUUCAGCAAAGGAACGCAUAUGCUGCAGUGUCUUUGUGGCAAGAGUCUUAAGAAAAACAAGAAUCCAAGUGAUCCCCAGCUCAAGGGUAUAGUGACCAGGUUAUAUUGCAGGCAGGGAUACUACUUGCAAAUGAACCCCGAUGGCUCUCUUGAUGGGACCAAGGAUGACAGCAGUAAUUCCUCUUUGUUCAACCUUAUUCCUGUGGGCCUCAGAGUUGUCGCCAUUCAGUCCGUGAAGACAGGGUUAUACAUCGCCAUGAAUGGAGAGGGACAUCUGUACACAUCAGAACUCUUUACAGCGGAGUGCAAGUUCAAAGAGUCGGUGUUCGAGAACUACUAUGUGAUCUACUCGUCCAUGUUGUACAGACAACAGGAGUCGGGGAGGGCUUGGUUCCUAGGGCUCAAUAAAGAGGGCCAAGCCAUGAAGGGGAACCGAGUGAAAAAAACAAAACCAGCUGCUCACUUCCUGCCCAAGCCAUUAGAAGUCGCCAUGUACAGAGAGCCAUCGUUGCAUGAUGUUGGAGAGACGGUGCCCAAGGCGGCGGUACCUCCUAGUAAAAGCACAAGUGAGCCGGCGGUGAUGAACGGAGGUAAACCUGUCAGCAAGCCCGACAAGCCCGCCACAUAGCCACACACCUGACGAGUGCCCAGUGUGUGUGUGUGUGUGUGUGGAGAGGGGAGGGAAUGUGACAGAGGCAGGGCCCCCCCCCCUCUCCCCGUCCCCCUGACUAGACUCCAGACCCUCUUUCUUCUGUGGAUCAGAUCCAGGCGAACCUCCCUCCCUUCCUUUCUUCUCUCGCUCCACCUUCCUCGCCCUCUGCCUCAGUCCUCCCCGUCUCCACCUGUCUCCACCCGUCUCCACACGGACGGAUGGAUUCCGCGGCGACUGAGUCCCUCCAGCACAGGAAGGAAGAGGACCUCUUAUCAUGGAAUGCCUUCAGAUUCCUCUGAAACUGUGAGAAUUCAUGUGAAUAACGCGUGUUUCACAGCCACGCUCGUGGUACUUUGCUUGCUGACGGUUCAUCCAAGAAACCUCCCCCCUCUCUACGAUGCCCUGUCGCAGCAGAGUCUGCGUACCUUCAGAUCUAUUUUCUAUACCACAGUUCACCAGCUAUGUUCUGGGAUAGAGACUGUAUAGAUAGAGUAAAUAUUUGGACUGUCGUCCUCUAUUUUUUACGAGUAUGUUCCCCUCUCCCUCUCUUUCUAUCUCUAGUCACACACUUUUCUCUUUGUCAAGUAACCUAGAAAAGAUAAAAACAUUUUGCAAGGGAGUUGUGUGAUUUUCUAAGAAACACAUUCACACAGAUGUGGCAUAAAAAACAAACAUAUAUUAAAAAAAAAACUAUCCAAAUUUUCUUCUUGCCUACAACAUGCACACACACACGCACACACACACUUACGAACAGGCAUACAAAGUUUGUGGGGGGGAAAAAAACCCGAGAUGUUGCUUUUUACAGCUGAUAAAAACACACUGGAGACUGGCAGAUAGCUCCUGCAAUCAUAGUUGAUGAAGUGCUAAUUACCGCCACUGCAAUCAAUGCGAGGAGCUCCCUACACACAUACAAACACACACACACACACACAUUUAUAAACAGAUGUGUGUGUGGGUGGCAGAGCGCUGAAAGGAAUGAUGUAUACAUAUCACUAUCUAAGUCCCACCAGCGGUUCAGUCCGCCUUCUCUGGUAAAUAGAAAACCUGAAGUCUAUUUUUCUUUAAUCUUAUUUCAGAGCGUGGGCUCUAGGAAUAUCUCUAGGCCUUGUAGGCCUCUGUCCCUCACUCACUGACUUCUUUGGACUACGAGGCAAGGCUUGUGGCUUUGACCCAGAUGGUCUAUAACUGCAGCACUGGCAGCCAUCUUACGGCAGCGUCUACUUAAAGCCAGAAAACAACAUGGCUGAAAACCAGUAGGCGACAUUUAUACUGGCUGCAUCCCUAUUUGGUUCGGCAAACUAAAGCAUGGGCAAGGUUAAUAUUGUGUUCUCUCUUCUUGCAGCAGUUAUACAAGAGAUGGCUUGUAUUGUAACAUUUUCACUGUAUAAAUCUUAGGGAAAAUGACUAUUGAAAACUUUUUAAAUGACUAGAUAUUAUUAUGAUUAUUAUGAUUAUUAUUAUUAUGAGAGGAUUUGUCUCCUAGCUCAGCAUGCAGAGUCCAGUACUGAUCAUCUUGGCCUAUCACGUGCCUGUUUGGACCUUGAUUCCCGGCAUGCAAAAACAGGUUCCCAGUCCCCACUGGGCCAAAGGUGCCUCACCCACCCGAUACAUCCAUGUAGAGGACACGUAGCAUUAUCCAUCGAAAAGCCACACUCAGAUGUAUUCAUUCUGAAAUGACCAAAGUCUUUUUUCAUCCCAAGAAGAACUGAUUCUUUCGAAAAGAAACCCAACCCCGAUUCCCUUUCUCUGUCUCUCUCGCUCUGAUUCUGAUCCAUCGAAGCUUUCACUGUGAUAGCAUUUGUCCUGUCGGAAAAGAGUCGACUCCGCUCAGACCCCCACAAAAGUCUCGACUGAUGUCAUUUUUGGAGAAGUACGUAUACCUUGAAUUAAUCACCUGCAUGUAUUUUCUAUAAGGAACAAGGUAUGGGUAUCGCUCUUCGCUCCGGGUAAGCUGAAGAGCGCCGACGUCCGGUGGGGGAGUUGAAUGGGCAUGUUGUAGGCUGCAGCACACUCACUGCUAACCUAAAGGUAACCCACCGCACUUUCCGUUUCGCAUUCUCAUCACGACUGUUAGCGGUUUAUCGAAGCUCUACCUGAUCAAACAACCUAUAACGUUUGUCUUGCUUUUAAUGAUUUUUUCCUAAUAGUUUUGUCGGAUAAGAUUUAGAAUAUUAAGUAGAUUGUCGCUGCUGUGUGCUGCUGAAACUGCAACUAUAUAGAGAAAUUGAUUUGGUAAAUAUAAUUUUUAGUUCAUUGGGAUUACCCGUGACCAUUUCUUAUCACAGCACAUCAAAGCACAUUAGUUAGAAGUCAAUAUUUGUCUGUACAAAGCUGUUAAUGCUGUAACAAAAAUGGCGUACUAUACACACACACACACACACAUACGGGAGCUGGAAACCACUGUAGUUGUAUUUGGGGCCGAUGUUCUGUCCUCAUCACAGCCAAUCAUCCUCCACUCUUACAAACUCUACAUGCUGGGCUGGCUGCUGCUCCAGCCCUGCAGUCCAGUGAACUGGCUCCUCCAAGGCUGACUUUAUUUUUGUAAAUGACCGGUGUGUAAAUGUACAUCUGUUUGGAUCUCCGCAACCACGUUUCGGUUCGGUUUUGCUUCUGUUCGUCCUCAUUUUCUCUCGUAUACGGGUCGCGCGUGAUGUCGUCCCCUGAUCCCGAUCACUUUUGCUUUCUCCCCCCUCUCUUCAGACGUGUUACAAGAAUAUUCUAGCGAACUUAGUUCCUCCGUUGCUUCUGUUCUCGACCUCUUAUUUUGUACGUUGUCCCAUCUGUUGCAUGGGGAGAGGAUGGCAUUGAUGAACUGCAUGUAGUAGGCUAUGUCUAUCAAGAACUGUUGGUAUGUACCGCUAAUUUUACAUACAUAUAUGCAACGAGUUUGUCUACACUAUACAGUUUGUGUUUGUUGUAUACACAUAUACAACAUAUUGAAUAAAAUAUUUAUAUAAAGGUGUACUGUAAUGUCAGUAACAUACUUAAUGCAAUAUAGUGUGCAGUAUAUUAUUGCACCUGUCAUUUUUUGAUGGGACAAUGAAAACAGAGGGGUUGGCUAGUUUAAGCAUGAAAAAGGCCAAAGUAGAAUUUACAUUAAAUUUUCUUUGUGACUUCUUAUCGGUCCUCUUUUCAAGUGGUGACUGAGCUCUUGUGUCAAUGCAGCUCUCAUCCCCUGAUGCCACCUUUUGAAGUGACAUGGACAUCCAGCAUGCCACAACUGAACUAUGUAUGCCCUCUCUUUGUUUCCUCCACUUAGAAUUUAACCUUAUCACGAGUAUGAGCUGAGUGCGAAAUGUCCAUCGCGUACCUCCGGUGCGGCGUGGGUUUCACGGCGGGUUGUUUUGGUUUGAUUUCCCGGUGGAGAAGAAUAGGCACUGUUAAAAUGAUUUAUUUUCAAAAAAAAUAUAUAUAUACCAUUGCAAGUAUGCCCAUUGGAGUUAUGUCAUGUUAUAACAAAUUUGUAACCAUGUAUGAUUAAGGUCUUCGCAUUGUUUUCCAUGCAAAAUGUUGUGUCAUGCGGCACAUUUAAUGUUUUAUUAUUAAAAAGAAAUAAAAACCUCAAA
This is a messenger RNA of Chelmon rostratus (copperband butterflyfish), 4959 nucleotides long. RefSeq names its product fibroblast growth factor 14 (gene fgf14). Bases 605 to 1369 code for a protein of 254 amino acids. The record is from RefSeq and is a predicted model, not a curated record. Gene Ontology annotation, biological process: regulation of cell migration; animal organ morphogenesis; cell differentiation. The transcript is spliced from 5 exons. NCBI's taxonomy places the organism in Eukaryota, Metazoa, Chordata, Actinopteri, Chaetodontiformes, Chaetodontidae. Gene Ontology annotation, cellular component: cytoplasm. Gene Ontology annotation, molecular function: fibroblast growth factor receptor binding; growth factor activity.